ACAAGCAAAAGUUUUCCUGUCGCCAAAAGCAGGAGUCGACAUGGAUAAAAAGGAGAGAUUUUCGUGACCGAAGCAAACAACUUGGGUUAACUUUUUUUUAAAUUUUGUCCUUCGCUGUAAGAAUGAUAACAUAGUCUCCGGUUUUGGGUGGUGUUUUUGUGUGUGAGGACGCGAAAACGGUAACAGUGGAAAAGUUUGAGGCGGCGUCAGACUAUGGCGCGAGACGGCGAAGACACCGGGAUGGCCAAGGCUUCAAGAGCCAAAAGGCAGCGAAAGAAAAAGCCGAAGGAGAACAAAACCAGGACUGUCCACGCCAACAUCCAUUAUGACCACGCCAAGGGAGAGGACAACCCCAACAGACACUACGCCAGCAACAAAAUCAAGACCACCAAGUACACCGUGCUGUCAUUCCUGCCGAAGAACCUCUUCGAGCAGUUCCAUCGCUUUGCUAAUGUUUACUUCGUCUUCAUCGCUUUGCUCAAUUUUGUCCCGGUUGUCAACGCCUUCCAACCCGAACUUGCUCUGGCCCCUGUGGUUUUCAUCCUGUCCGUCACUGCCAUUAAGGACCUGUGGGAGGACUACAGGAGACACAGGUCGGAUAAAGAAAUCAACCACAUGGACUGCCUGGUCUACAGCAGAGAGGGCAAACGCUACGUGGAGAAGUACUGGAAAGAGUUGCGAGUCGGGGACUUUAUCCAGCUGCGAUGUAACGAGAUUCUCCCCGCCGACGUCCUGCUGCUGAGCUCCAGUGACCCGGAUCGCCUGUGCCACAUCGAGACCGCCACGCUGGAUGGAGAGACCAACCUGAAGCAGAGGCAGAUCGUCCGCAGCUUCUUCGACCUGGACUGUGACUUUGACCCAUUAAAGUACAGCAGCAUAAUUGAAUGUGAAAAGCCCAACAAUGACCUGAACCGAUUUCGAGGCUACGUAAUCCACCGAAACGGCAGAAGAGACGCACUUCACAAAGAGAACCUCCUCCUGCGCGGUUGCACCGUCCGCAACACGGAGGAAGCCGUGGGCAUCGUCAUCUACGCAGGUCACGAGACCAAGGCCAUGCUCAACAACAACGGGCCGCGUUACAAACGCAGCAAGCUGGAGAGACAGAUGAAUGUGGAUGUGUGCUGGUGUGUCGUCAUCCUGCUGGUGAUGUGCCUGUUUGUUGCCAUCGGUCACGGGCUGUGGAUGUUUCAGUACGGAGAUAAGAGACCCAUGUUUGACGUUCUUGGUCCUGAAGGGACAGACUUAUCACUCAUGAUGUCAGUCAUUUAUCUCUUCCUCACCAUGAUCAUCGUCUUUCAGGUGCUGAUACCCAUCUCACUCUUCGUGUCGAUUGAAAUUGUGAAGAUCUGCCAAGUGUACUUCAUCCAUCAGGACAUGGAUCUGUACGACGAGGAGACGGACUCCCAGCUGCAGUGCAGGGCGCUUAAUAUCACCGAGGAUCUGGGCCAGAUGCAAUACAUCUUCUCUGAUAAGACAGGCACGCUGACGGAAAACAAGAUGGUGUUCCGGCGCUGCACAGUGGCCGGGGUGGAGUACUCGCACGACGCCAAUGCUAGAAGGAUUGCCAUGUAUCAGGAAAUCGAUUCCGAGGAGGAGGAGUUCAUGUCCCACGGAGGCACCCUGCCCAGACGGGACAGCGUCACCAGCCAUCAGAGCGGACGCGUCGUGCUGCGCUCCCACAGCACCAAGUCCCAUCGCAGGACGGGCAGCAGGGCCGAGGCCAAGCGGGCUAGCAUCCUCUCCAAGCACACGGCCUUCAGCAGCCCCAUGGAGAAGGAUGUCACCCCUGAUCCUCAGCUCCUGGACAGAGUCAAUGAAUGCAGCAGUCAGCUGGACUUCAUGCGCUUCCACCGCCAGUCCGUGUCCCACCUGCCCUCCAGCCUCUCUGAUAUCAUAGAUUUCUUCAUCGCUCUCGCGAUCUGUAACACCGUGGUGGUGACCUCGCCUAAUCAGCCCAGGCAUAAGGUCCGAACAAGGUUUGAACUGAAGUCUCCGGUUAAGACCAUCGAAGACUUCAUCAAGCGCUUCACCCCCAGCCGCCUGACCUCAGGCUCUAACAGCAGCAGCUCUUCCAGUCUCAACCGCUCUUCCAACAAGGGCUGCUCCAGCUUGCUCUCCUCUCCCUCGACAGAGAGCACACUAACCAAGCUGAACGAGGAGCAUCUUUCCGGCACCCUGGAGCAAGCCUUCAGCGCCAUUUCACCCCGCUAUGACGAAAAUCCGCCCGACAACCCUGAGGAAGGAGAGCUGCGCUACGAGGCGGAGUCGCCCGACGAGGCCGCGUUGGUCUACGCUGCCAGGGCGUACAAGUGCUCCCUGGUUGGACGCCUUCCUGACCAGGUGACGGUGGAGCUGCCUCACCUGGGGAAGCUGACGUUUGAGCUGCUGCACACGCUGGGCUUUGACUCCACCAGGAAGCGCAUGUCGGUGGUGGUGAGGCACCCGCUCACCGAUCAAAUCACAGUGUAUACCAAAGGAGCGGACUCCGUCAUCAUGAACCUCAUCAAACUCCCUGACACAGGCAACACCAAAGGAAAACGUCAAAAAAAGAUUUUCUGCCGGACACAGAACUACCUGAACCUGUACGCCGCAGACGGCCUUCGCACACUCUGCAUUGCCAAAAAGACUUUGAGUAAAGAGGAAUAUGCCCGCUGGCUGCAGCGCCACCUGGAGGCUGAGACGGCCAUCCAGGGAAGAGAGGAGCUGCUCUUCGAGUCGGCGUUGAGGCUGGAGACCAACCUCCACCUUUUAGGAGCGACUGGCGUUGAGGAUCGGCUGCAGGACGGCGUCCCGGAAACAAUAGCUACGCUGCGGAAAGCCGGCCUGCAGAUCUGGGUCUUGACGGGUGACAAACAGGAAACGGCAGUCAACAUUGCCUACGCCUGCAAACUGCUGGACCCAGACGAGGAGAUUAUAACGCUGAACGCUGAGUCCCAGGAGGAGUGUGCUGUGUUGCUGGAGGAAAGUUUACGUUACAUCCAGUCCAAAUUCCUCUGCAACUCCAGAGACCCGUCCACCAAGACCUUCCCGAGUAACAUAGUGCACUUCGAGAUUUACCCAUCAUCAUCCCUUUCCUCCUCCCAAACCGCUCACUUCAUGGUGCACCGGCUGGGCUUGGUAAUUGACGGGCGGACCUUGGCCUACGCCCUGGACAAGAGCCUGGAGGAUAAGUUCCUGGCGGUCGCUCGGAGCUGCCGCUCGGUACUGUGCUGCCGGUCCACGCCGCUGCAGAAGAGCAUGGUGGUCAAACUGGUGCGGAACAAGCUGAAAGUCAUGACUCUGGCCAUAGGUGACGGAGCUAAUGAUGUCAGCAUGAUCCAGGUAGCAGACGUUGGCGUGGGGAUAUCCGGACAGGAGGGCAUGCAGGCGGUGAUGGCGAGCGACUUUGCUCUCCCUCGUUUCCGGUAUCUGCAGAAGCUCCUGCUGGUGCACGGACACUGGUGCUACUCUCGGCUGGCGAACAUGAUCCUGUACUUCUUCUACAAGAACGCCAUGUUUGUAGCCAUCAUCUUCUGGUAUCAGUUCUACUGUGGCUUCUCUGGUUCAGCCAUGAUCGACCAGUGGUAUCUCAUCUUCUUCAACUUGAUGUUCUCCGCCUUCCCUCAACUUAUCACUGGUACUCUGGACAAAGACGUGUCGAAAGAGACGCUCCAGCAACUACCUCAGCUCUAUAUGAACGGCCAGAACUCUGAGGAAUAUAAGCCAUACAUGUUCUGGAUGAACAUGAUCGAUGCCUUCUACCAAAGUCUGGUGUGCUUCUUCAUCCCUUACUUUGCCUACGCUGACUCAGACGUGGAUCUGUUUACGUGGGGAACUCCCAUCACUACCAUAGCUCUAUUCACCAUCCUGAUGCAUUUAGGGAUCGAGACCAAAACCUGGACCUGGAUGAACUGGCUGUCGAUAGCCUUCAGUGUAGCUUUAUUCUUCAGCGCCGCUCUGUUCUACAACGCCUCCUGUCCCACCUGCUACUCCCCUUCCAACUCCUACUGGACCAUCCAGAGGCUGCUCCAGGACCCGCCCUUCUACCUGCUGUGCGUCAUCACCCCUGUGUCGGCGCUGCUGCCUCGAUAUUUCUACAGGGCGUGCCAAGGCACUCUGUUUCCAAGCCCGGCGCAGGCCGGGAGGCAGCUAGAUAAGCUCCCUUCCGACACUCGCAGGAACAUCCUCAGUCUGAGCAGGUUCAAGAUGGGGUCGCUGCUGGGUGCCGGACCCAACUUCCUGUCGUUCAGCAAGCCCAAAGUUAGCCAGACGAGCACGCCCGGCUCCAGUCAGGACAAGCAGAGCUCUGUGACGCAAACUCAUAAAGAGAAGGGUCAAAAAAUCCCCUCGGUGCUUCCCCGCCCACACGCCCCGUCGCACGCCAGACACAGCCCUCGGCUCCCCAGGAAGCCAAAACCUCAUUCCACCAAACACUUGGAUGAGACCUUACCGCCGUCGGGUCCGAGUUCGCCCGGCUGGGCGGCUUCCGCGCCGCUGGUCACGCAAAUGGUCAGCAUCCACCUGAACCUGCCCACCGACGGAGCCUCGCAGUGCGUUACAUACACACGGAGCUCAGAGGGAGGACUCCGCUCCGGCCACGGUGCCGAGCCGGCACACAGGACCGUCCCGGCGGCAGAACGGGCGCCACACACCUCCUUAUGAUGUCUCACCGUACAACUCCUGGCAAAAACUUAGGGAGCCACUAGUCUGGGGGAGGGAAUCGCAGUCGGUCUGUUUUACUUUGUAAAUGCUACAGAAACACCCGAAACUAUUUCAUUGAACAGCUGAACUUUGGUGAGAAAACUUCAAAAACGUGCAAGUUGUGUUUAAUGGCACUUUUUAAAAAAUCCAGAUCAAGUAGAGGAAAAAAAAGGAUGAAACUCCUCGAUUAUUACAUGAACCAAAAAAAAAAAAACCUCACUUGGAAAAAAAUUUAUUUAUCAACCAAGGUCCAGUAUUAUAUAGAAUAAGCAGAUCAGCUUCAUGGACACUUGAAGCAUCUAUAGUCUGUGAUUUUUCUAGCAAAAUUCCAUUAUUUAGUUAGUUUUUCACUGUUUUAACACAUUGGCAUUAAAAUAAAAAUAAUUUUUUUAUUCUCUUAUUAUAUCUCUUCUUAUUCUCUUAAGGAGCUACAAUAAGAAAAGUAUAACAAUAUAUGUUUUUUUUAGCAUUGCUGCCAUGAGCCAUCAUUAGCCAUUUAUUGUUGAUUAUUUUAAUAUUUUUAGGAAGAGAGUCAAUUCCAUGUUGCAAGUUUGAGAAAAACCAUCAAAAACGAUUUUAAUACUUUAAGAUAAACUCAGAAUUAUAACUUAAUUGCUAUAUUAAACCGUCUUUAGCAUCUUACGUUAGCAUUUAGAAUUGCUAAAAUGGCGGUCUCCUUGUGUUUUAGAAUCUGGAUUCUUAACUUUACAUUUUUUAAAAGCUGCCAACAUUUCUAAAUUCCAAGCUGUCAUUAAUAAUUUUUUCUUCUUUUAUUCUUCAUUCUUAGUUUUUAAUCGCUCCUGACACCAAAAUGGCUAGCAUCCUCACUCAGUCACCACUUCCACAGCAAAGAGUGUUGUCGCCAACAUAAUCUGGUUACACUUAGUUUUCCCAUCUUCUUAAUCUAAAAGAAAAAGUGGCAUUAUUUAUAGCAUUUUUCUUAGGCACAUUUUAUGACACCCUUAAAUAAUAGCUUUGCUUCAUAUCUGUGUGUUUUUUUUACUCCAAACGACCGACUGACCAUCCUCACAGAGCAGUACAUCCAUAUGUUUUUGGCAGGAGUUGUAUGUUACUCAUUCUCAAUUUUGCACAAUAUUUUUUUUUUUUAAAUCAUUUUUAUUGUAUUCUUUUUACACUAUUAUUUCUUUAAAAGAUAUGCAGAAAGGUACUUUAUUUUGUUUUUCCGUGUACAGUUAAUGUAAUUUUGCUUUAAAGAUUUGGGAGAGGAAAGAACUGGAAAAUCUCCUAAAAAAAAAAAAAAAAAUUCAGCUUUAUUCCUGGGAAAGUUGUGACUUCUCAAAGAUGCGCAUCUCGUUGUCGAUCAGGUUCCGUUGUGCAGGGACAGAACCAAGACGUUCCGCCGUCAGCUCAGCCUGGGGGGGGCAUUAAAACCUGGAACACACACCGCAGCUGCCUUGAAUCCUCGCUGCAAUGACUUCCAAGGACAGAAGUUUUCAGAGAAAUCUCCUGCUUUUAGUUUGUUUAUCCCAGAUAGUGGCCACACCGCUGAACCAGUUUGUCUAUUUUGAAAGCAAAGCAUCUUUAUAGCUGGCGUGUUGCACAGCAAAUUACACUGAAUUGUGAUUUUUUUUUUUUUCCCUCAGCUGCACAUUCAAGAUAUAUUUCUUCUCUUGUGAGAGUUCACAACAGAUCUUUCAUUUCAGUCUGUGUACAUUGACUUUGCCAGGUGUUUUUCUGUGUGUGUGUGCGCGUAUUUUUAUUUUUUAAUUUUUUUUUAGCUGAGAGGUUUUAGUUUAAAGAGUAAAAAGUCUGAAAGUGUUUUCAUGUUGCAUUGCAGGAGAAUCAUUUUCUGUUUUGUUUUUGGGGUUUUUUGUUUGUUUUGUUAUUAAUCCAACCUUUUUCAUUUCAGGACAUACAUGAAGUAGAGAAACAAUCAUUCCUUUUCUUUUUCUGUUUUCCCAAAGACCAAAUUUCAUCCCAUUUUCAGUGUGCUGGCAUCCCGUUAGAGUUUAGUAACUACGACCCAAACAACUGGGUGUGCAUGUAGACGGCUUUGAAUGGUUGUUAUUUAGACCCGAUGACGCCGAGGUUCCGCUGUUUGCUCCAGUUCCACAGCGGUCGCCUCUGGUGUUUAAUUUACCUUGCCGUCCUCGUCGCUGCGUGUGGUGGACAGAUAAAACGCGGCUCCUCAUCAAACAAGUGGCUAUAAAGAAGCGGUUCUCCUUCACGCUGUUAAAAGGCCGGAGAAACAGGAAGUUCUGGUUUACCAAUUAGACGUUCCUCGGCGCUCUAAUAAACGAUGCCAUCACGGCUCUGGAGCUAACCACAGAACACCAGCAUGAAAGGGAGGUGGAUGAGACCUCCUCCAAAGAGGACCGCUUGACAACGCUUGUGUGUUUCAGAUGACUCACCGGAUUUUUUUUAUUUUUUUUUACUUCCUGGCUGAUUUCAUUUAAAAGUAACGUUUUUGUUUUUUUUUAAUGGAGUGUUUAUUAACAUUCUCGUCAAAAGCUCAGGAAUUAUGCAACUCUCACAGUUGUCUGUUUUGGUCUGGAGUUUGGAUUGAAAAGCCAAUUUUAAUUAAUUUAUUUUUUGUUCUGCCAAAGAAAAACUUUUUACCUUCCUUGAACGCUCCUUUUCCCCUGGACACAAAAGCGAGAGUUUAUGUUGGCGUUUUGUCAGUGAAGAUGUCUACAAUGUCGCUGCUCCAAGCCAGUAAUUUGAAUGCAAUACAUUGCCAAGAUACCGAGGUGCUGUCACUGCCACAAGUAGCCAUGUUGUCUGAAAUCAUUUGUUUUACUCUGACUUUGCAAAUGUUUAGCUUUAAAUCUGGUUUAAUAAGUUUCUUAGAUAAAGGUGAGCUAUUGAAGUGUUUAAUUGCCAGCGGUAACGUGAUGAAUUCAGAAGAUAUUAAAAUGAGCAAGUUUCUCAUUUUAGCAUAGUUUUGUGAGUGUUUUGCUGUCAUAACGAGAAAUCUUAUCAUUUAAAUGAGACACUUUCUACAAAAUUCAUUUCCUAGCUUUGGCAGUUAAACAAAACAAUGUUUGAGGCUGGAAAGAUGAAGGCCAACCCUAACCUUGUUACCAGCUAGCUAUGAUGAGAGCUAGCUGGUAGCUAGCAUAGAAAUUGUGUCUCUUAACGCUAAAUUGUGUUUUUGUUUUUUUAUUAUUAUUAUUUUGUUGUUAAAAAUCCAUGCAACCAUCUGGUUACUCAUUUCAGUGUGAAGUAAACUCUGCUAAGUUAACACUUUAGCACAUUUAGCAAGCUUUGUAAGAGGUAGGAGGCUCUAAACACAGGUUAGCAUCCAGUCUUUAGUGCUAAGCUAGCUGUUUUCUAACUGCUAACUGGUACUCAGCAGGCAAACAGAACGAAGUUCAAGCUAGCAAUCAGUUUUCUUAGCAAAAUAGAUAUUUUCAAGGGAUAGAGAAGUCUUCAAAAACAGAUUUUAACCACCAACACGGCGUUAUGAGAGUUUUGAAGCUGUAUUUACUUUUAUUCUGCCCAAAGCUAAAGGGGCAUACGAGGCCACGUUAAUGCAAACCAGUAAAACCUCCAAUGAGUCACAAAAAAAUGGUCUGGUAUUUAACAGCUGGAAAAUCACAAAAUUUAGUUGUUUUUUGUUUUGUUUUGUACCAAAUGGGAUAUAUUAAUUAGUGGGAUUUUGAGUCGCUGGGAGGCAGCUUUUCUUCCCAGUCUAAGCUAAGCUAAAUCGACCUUUGUGGCUCUCAACUUUAUUAUCGUUGAAGCAAGUGUGCAGAUAUAAAACUAUUUGCUUGAAGCGCCGAUUUGUUGCUCCUUAGCAUGUUCUUACUUGAAGGGCCUCAUGAGAACUUCUAUCACAUGCUGUUUUUUUUGUUUUUUUAGCUAGCCAAGUGUGUUUCUGCCAGUGUUUCGCUGUAAACCAAAUCCCCAAGUGCUGAACCGUCUUUCCAAUUGACAUUCCUUCAACGUUUAUAUUUGCACUUUAAAGCAUUUCAUCAGACCCGUCAUUGAGGAUUUCUGUUGCACAUGUUUAUUCACACGAUGUCGCAAUUCAAUAUGCAAAAAGAGAUGGGAGGUAUUUUGUUCGACUAACACUAUCUUUUUUUCUUCUUCUUUUUUUAAGUGUGUAGAAGUCGAUGGGAAAUUGACCAAACUGAACUUUUUACUGGGAAGCAUUGCAUUUACCUUUAACUGUGUUCAAUGCAUUUUUUAAAGCAAACCUAAUACUAAAAGUAAUUUAUAUCUACCUUGUUUUUCUUAGUAAUAGUAAGUGCCUUGACACUGGAUAAGAAAUUGCUGGAUCUGUUUGAUUAAAUAUGAUGGAGCAUUUUUUUUUUUUUUUUUUUGGAUUUUGUACAGAUAUUUAUGAGGAUGUGUGGCAUCUUUGCCCCUGACUUUCCCACCCCCUCUCUUGUUUUCAUGGCCUUUGCACACAAAUUCCUUCUCUGGCAUGUUGUUUAGUUUGAGACUCGUCAGUCUGUUUGCUGUGUUUCAUCCGUUCUGUUCGUCCUGUACCCUCCGUGUGCCAGAAAGAAGCUCCAUCAUGUUCUGCUGCAUUCCGUCGUGCUGAUUUCCACUUAAUACAACAUUGAGCUUUUGCACAACAGAUAUCUAUGAGUAUAUGUGGUAAUUGAGCUUUUUUUGGGGGGGGUGGCAGGGGAAUCAUCCACUUUUUUGUCCUUUGUAUUAAUGCCAAGUUCUGAUAAGUAAAACGUUGGCGAGGAAUCCUGAAUUGCUUCAGCUCGGUAAAGAAUGUGGAAAACUGCACAAGGUUCAGUUCCACAAUUUUUUUUGUCAGGUUCAUGUUGUUUUUAGUUGUUCCAAAUGUUCCGUCUAUGGCUGCUUGUGAUCAAAAUAAAACUGCAAGAAUAAAGUAUAAUUUUUACAAAAUUA
Messenger RNA from Xiphophorus maculatus (southern platyfish), 9516 nucleotides. RefSeq names its product ATPase phospholipid transporting 10A (putative) (gene atp10a). The record is from RefSeq and is a predicted model, not a curated record. Gene Ontology annotation, molecular function: ATPase-coupled intramembrane lipid carrier activity; ATP hydrolysis activity; ATP binding. Bases 214 to 4641 code for a protein of 1475 amino acids. The transcript is spliced from 21 exons. Lineage: Eukaryota; Metazoa; Chordata; Actinopteri; Cyprinodontiformes; Poeciliidae. Gene Ontology annotation, biological process: phospholipid translocation. Gene Ontology annotation, cellular component: plasma membrane.